Molecule: messenger RNA, 2004 nt
Organism: Volvox carteri f. nagariensis
Lineage: Eukaryota; Viridiplantae; Chlorophyta; Chlorophyceae; Chlamydomonadales; Volvocaceae
Product: photolyase
Exons: 14
Coding region: 1-2004 (667 amino acids)
Biological process (GO): photoreactive repair
Molecular function (GO): deoxyribodipyrimidine photo-lyase activity
Source: RefSeq, a predicted model, not a curated record
AUGUCCAAGCUCAUCCCGAAGACACACGCGAAGUCAAUUUUCUGCCUUACCGACAAGGAUGUGAGUAAAUCAAAACAUCAUACGUUUUGCUUAGCAGUAAAAUUGCGCAAGGCGGUUGCGGGGACGGAUCGAAACACUUCCUGCAGUGGAGAAGAAAAACCCUCGGUCAAGGAAUGGACCCCCCAUGAAACUGUACGACAAAGCUCAGGUGGAGGCGGCUGCUCAUCGCAAGGCGGGCACCGCAUCGAGACAGCUGCCGCAGCCGCAGCCGGCGGCGGCGGCGGCGGCGGCGGUGGCGGUGGUGGCGGCGCUGCGGCGGUUUCGCCACCACAGCCGCCGGCCACGGAGGCGCGACUGAAUGGUGAAGCUGAGGAAGAUGAGGUGGAGCUGAUGGACUUGACGGAACUGGACUCUGAGCAGGAGGCGGAUGAGCUGGGUGAGCGGCAGCCGCGGCACCACGACCAAUCGGACGCCGCAGUCGUUGUCAUCUCGGACUCUGAGGAGGAAGGCGGAGGCGGCGGCGGCGGCGGCAAGGUGGUCAGCUCGGGCCGGACCGCUGCCGCCGCCAGCAGCGCCGUCAGGUCCCGUGUGCCGCCACCGCCGCCGUCAACCCCAGCGGCGACCGUCGCUGAUGGCAGUACGGCAACGGCUCCUGCCGUCGCUGGAGAGUACGUGUUGUAUUGGAUGAAGACUGCCGUACGGGGCCAUGAGAACCCCGCAUUGGACACCGCGAGAGCCGCCGCAGAGCGGCUACAGCUGCCGUUGCGUAUCGCGGCAUUCGUACAACCGACAUGCCAGCCGUACAUCAACCACCGGCGGGUCAAGUUCCUACUGGAGGGACUUCGUGAUGCCCAGCGGGAGCUCCGAAACCAGGGGCUUGACCUGCUCGUACAUGUGUACGGCACCACUUGUGCUGGUCUGGGUCCUGGCGAUGAGGUUCGAAGCGAUGGCAGCGGACGUGGCGGCUGUCCGGAGUACGACAAUAACGACGAUGGUGGUGGAGGAGGCCAAGGUGGUCUGGGACGUGUGGAGGUAUCGGGCCCGGGGUGGGAGGCCCUUUUGGCGGCGCUCGUCGGCCGGGCGUACGACAAGGCGCACGCGUACCGCAGCGCCACAGAAGCCCUGCGACGUCACCGACUGCGGGCCAUGUACGGCACCUCAGCCUUCCCCAGCGCACAAAUGUCGCCAUCACCUCCUCAGCGGACCUCCCGAGCAGCAGCCCCAGGCCCCGCCCCCGCAGAUACUCCCCGGGGCCGGCUUUUCCUGAAAGAGGAUGAAGCAGCAGCAGCAGCAGCCGCGCACACGAACAAGUUCAAGCAGGGAGGCAGUUGUCCCAUCAGAGUGUAUGCAAAUGUGCAAAUGUGGAGUGUGCAGCGCUCCGGAACCAGCCGUAUGUCGCCGUACCUGCAUUGGGGCAUGGUGUCGCCAUUCAGGUCGGCGGAAAGGGGGGGGUACGAGAUCGCCCGUGAGGCAGCCGCCAGCGGCGGCUCCGGAGCCGGGAAGUUUCUGGACGAGCUGCUGGUUUGGCGGGAGCUAUCGUACAGCUUCUGCUUUUACAGGUACUCGCAGCUGCAAUCGCUGUCGGUGCUGCCCCGCUGGGCGCAGGACACUCUGGCAGCCCAUGCGACUGACCCACGGGUCGUAAAGACGCUGCAACAGCUUGAACUCGGUGCCACUGGGGACCCCUUCUGGGAUGCCGCUCAGUGCCAGCUGUCCUCCUACGGUGAGCUGCACAACAACGUCAGGAUGACCUGGGGCAAGUCGCUGCUGGGCUGGUGCCCCACCCCGCAGAGGGCCCUGGACGUCGCUCUUCACCUGAACCACCGUUACGCGUUGGACGGCUGCGACCCGGCUAGCUACGGCGGUGUGCUUUGGUGCUUCGGCCUGUUCGACGGACCGAGGGAGGCUCCCGGCACCGCCAUCACCGGAGCGCUGCGCCGCCGUCCCACCGCCGUUCACGCCAGACGACUCAAUCCAGCCGCGUACCGGGCGCUGCCACCUUGA